UGUCACGGGAAAAGUCAGAAAAGCGAGAAAUCAGAGAAUGCCGAGGUUCAAAGCAGUGAAGACAUUGAAACGAUGCUGUUACAGAAGAAUUGCAUUAUCGUUCGAUAAAUAUUGGAUGAAAGAUAUUGACAAGACAUUUUAUGAACUGCCAAGGCUGCUGUACAUUCUUGGUCCUUUUGAGAAUUUGACCUCAGAGAUGAUACAGUCCCUCCUUGAUGCCUUGGUCCAGGAGAAAUGUCUAAAGCGACAACAUUUUAUGGUUCUAAUCCAACAAAAUUUGACACAACUAGAUCUCUCCUCAGCUGGGAUGGCAGCUAACAAUGAUAUAGUUGUAAAAACUAUAACAAACAGGUGCCCGAAAUUGAUGUCAUUGAGUCUGCAUGGUUUAAGCAACAUCAGUGCACGUGCUCUUGCAGAUUUGACCACACAGCUAACUGACCUGCGGACUCUUGACCUUGUCCAGACAAACUGCAAUGACCAGGUUCUUUCAGUUAUAGGACACAACUGCUUGGAGCUUUCGCAACUAUUGAUAUCCCAGACUAAGGUGACUAACAGUGGUGCUUACAGUCUGUGUCAAGCAUUUUGUGCUGACAAAGGGUGCAAAAAGCUUAAGAAACUAUCUAUCUUCACAACUAUGAUCAAUGCUGACGGGGCUUUGCAUUGUUUGAAAAAUCUUCCCAGCUUGCAGUACUUUGGUUUUGAUGAUGUUUGUGGCGUUAUUGAACUAGAUGUGAAUGAGAAAACAAAUAAAGGUGAGGAAUUACGUCCAUAUGAGCUGAGGAAUAUCGUUUUACAUGGAAUCAGGUUGUUUCAUGUAACUGAGGAAAGUGUUGUUCUUUCGUGCCGGUGGUGUCCAAAGGCCAUGGAAGCACGACUGUAUUACAAAGUCUGUGAUGACAAUAUUCUAGCUGUCAAACAGUUGAAACAUUUAACACGCCUUGGUAUAGGUAAUAAUGAUGGAUUGACAUUUGAAAAUGGUGUUUUACCUGUAUUGAAAGAAAUUGGACACCAGUUGUUAGAUUUGACACUUGCUGAUGUGAACGAUUUUGACCUGUUAGCAGUAGGAUAUUGGGGUAGAAAUUUACAGAAAUUGACCGUUCUUCUUUCUGAAGAGAAUGAAAUGAAUUUGCCAACAAAUUUAUCUGGGGUACCUGUGGAUGGCAGAGGACUUCUUUUCACGAAGUUAAGUAGCUUAGAAGUGGCGUAUCCCAUGAUUGAUACAGUAAUUCAAAAGAGUGCGUUCAUAGUUCUGAUGAAAAAUGCCAAGGAGUUGAAGCAGCUGACAAUUCAGUAUGUAACCUGGGUAACAACUGAACUUUUUCUAGAAAUACUGGAGGAGAAUCCGAUGAGAAAAUUGCAGGAACUGAAACUUGUGCUAUGCGACAAUGUAGAUAGUGAGGUAAUACAUAACUUGGUACAUGGACGGAAUGAUUUGACAUUGAUGAAGCUGCAGAAGUGUAGGAACAUUAGUCGACAAGAAUGUGAAAGUUUACAGAGAUAUGCACAGAAACAGAACAUGGAUUUGGAGAUAAGUUGGUCCUGAGAAAAGCUUGUUAAAAGAAUGAGGAUUUCAAAAAAAAAGCUGUAUAAAGAUCAUAGGAGGUAUUUUAGUUUAAGAAUUCUUCUGUUUUAUAUUCAUUAUGUCUCCGAUGCCACUUUGUAGUGGGAAACAUUGAUUUACUCCUGACUGUCUGUCCAUGUGUGCGUCUGUCCAUCUUUCACAAAUCUUGUCCACACUUUUAAGUCAAAGAUUUCUCAUCUGAUCUUCACCAAACAUGAACAAAAUAUGUUUGCCAGUAAGUCCUCAGCCGGGUUCAAUAACUAGCCAAAUCGGCCCAGGCACUUUGGAAUUAUGGCCCUUGAAUUACUGAAAAAAGCUCAGAUCUAAGGGGAACAUAAAGAACUCAUACUACUAAUCAUUAGUAGUAAAGGAGUCAUUGAUGCCCUAAGACCUAAUCAUAUCAGAUGAUUAGGCAGUUGUGGUGUUGGUGCAUGGUUGACUCACACUACUAUUCAGAUGAUUAAGCAGUUGUGGGAGACAGCAGAUAUUUAGAUUCAUUGUGAGUUUGUUCUUAUUCCAAUUUGUUCAAAAGUUUGAACAUAAGAACAGACUCUCAUGGUUUUCAGCAUAUAUACAAGAAAAUGUACUGUUGCAAGAUAUUUUAGUUAAGGGUUAUACCCAGACUUGUGCCAAAUUAUAUUUAAUUAAUUAUAAUUAACAAAUUUGAAAUAUACCAUAUUUGAGAACUUGUUAAGUGACCUCAAAAGUUAUCAUAAUUGAAAAGUUUUAGUAUAGAUUAGUAAUUCCUUUUUUAUGUUGCUCUGAAAGAUGUAACAAUAUAGGAACAAAUAAUCAGGGAAAUCCCUGUCUUAGUCUGGGGCAGAGGGAGGACGGAAUAGGGGUUUAGUAAUAGGCUUUAGAGGUGUUUGAGAGAUGAUAACCAACUGAAUUUUUAAGAGUACUGUGAUGUUAACCUGUGAUAUUUUUUCAGAAUUUGAUUUACUUUUUAGCUCACCUGAGCUAAAGGCACAUGGUGAGCUUUUGUGACCACAUAAUAUCUGUAGUCCGUUGUGCAUCAUCAGUCGUCUAAAAACGUCUUCUCGAAAACCACUGGGCAGAAUUACAGCUAACUUCACAGGAAUGAUCCUUGAGUGGUCCCCAUUCAAAAUUGUUCAAAGAAUUGAAUGUCAUGCAGAACUCUAGUUGCCAUGGCAACUGAAAGGAAAAACUUUAAAAAAUCUUCUUGUCCAAAACCGCAAGGCCGAGAGCCUUGAUAUUUGGCAUGUGACAUCAUCUAAUGGUUCUCUAUGAAAAUUGUUCAAAUUAUGCCCUAGGGUGAGGGCCCACCCAGGGGGUCCCAAGACUGAUAUAGCAAUCUAAAACCAUAAGACCUAGGACUUUAGUAUGUAGCAUUGCCUGGUGGUCCUCUACCAAAAUUGUUUAAAUUACUACCCUGGGGUGAAAAGAGGUCCUGUCCUGAGGGUUCUCAAGUUUUACAUAGACUUAUAUAGGAUUUCUUUUUAUGCCCCCGAAGGGAGGCAUAUAGUUUUUGAACCGUCUGUCCGUCUGUCGGUCUGUCAGUCUGUCCGCAAUUUUCGUGUCCGGUCCAUAUUUUUGUCAUCGAUGGAUGGAUUUUCAAAUAACUUGGCAUGAAUGUGUACCACAGUAAGACGACGUGUCGCGCGCAAGACCCAGGUCUGUAGCUCAAAGGUCAAGGUCACACUAAGACAUUAAAGGAUAGUGCAUUGAUGGGCGUGUCCGGUCCAUAUCUUUGUCAUCGAUGGAUGGAUUUUCAAAUAACUUGGCAUGAAUGUGUACCACAGUAAGACGAUGUGUCGCGCGCAAGACCCAGGUCCGUAGCUCAAAGGUCAAGGUCACACUUAGACAUUAAAGGAUAGUGCAUUGAUGGGCGUGUCUGGUCCAUAUCUUUGUCAUCGAUGGAUGGAUUUUCAAAUAACUUGGCAUGAAUGUGUACCACAGUAAGACGACGUGUUGCGCGCAAGACCCAGGUCCGUAACUCAAAGGUCAAGGUCACACUUAGACAUUAAAGGAUAGUGCAUUGAUGGGCGUGUCCGGUCCAUAUCUUUGUCAACCAUGGAUGGAUUUUCAAAUAACUUGGCAUGAAUGUGUACCACAGUAAGACGACGUGUCACGCCAAGACCCAGGUCCGUAGCUCAAAGGUCAAGGUCACACUUAGACGUAAAAGGUCAUAUUUCAUGAUAGUGCAUUGAUGGGCGUGUCCGGUCCAUAUCUUUGUCAUUCAUGCAUGGAUUUUAAAAUAACUGCGCAUGAAUGUGUGGCACAGUAAGACGACGUGUUGCGCGCAAAACCCAGCUCCGUAGGUCAAAGGUCCUAAACUCUAACAUCGGCCAUAACUACUCAUUCAAAGUGCCAUCGGGGGCAUAUGUCAUCCUAUGGAGACAGCUCUUGUUUAAAAAUCUUCUUGUUUGAAACUGCAAGCCAAGCCCUAAGCUUUUGAUAUGAUAUGUUGCAUUGCUUUGUGGUCCUCUACCAAAAUUGUUCAAAUUAUUACCCUGGGGUGAAAAGUGGCCCUGCCCCGGGAGUCUCAAGUUUUACAUAGACUUAUAUGGGAAAUUCUUUAAAAAUGUUCUUGCUUGAAACUGCAAGGCAUAGGCUAGUGAUAUGUGAUUGUAGCCUAGCCUAGUGUUCCUCUACCAAAAUUAUUCAAAUUAUGUCCAUGGGAUGAAAAUAGGCCCUGCCGUAGGGGUCCCAAGUUUAACAUAGACUUUUAUAGGAAAAAAAUUAAAAAUCUUGUCCUAAAGUUACAGGGCUAGGCCUUUGAUAUUUGGUGUGUAGACUUGGCGAUAUAUGACCAUUUUGUGUCGAUUCGCCGUAAAACCCAACUCACUGACUUGGUGUGUAGCAUUGCCUAGUGGAUCUCCUACAAGAUUGUUAAUAUUAUACCCCUUUGGUGAAAAGAGGCCCCCCGCCCUUGGGGUCACUUGUUAUACGAGUUAUAAAGGAAAAAGUACUUAAAAAUUAUAAGAUCAUAGUUACUAGACAGUUUGAUUAUAAUAACCCAAGUGAUUAGGGGGUCACCUGACUGUGACCUUGACCUGCUGACCUACUUUCUUGUUUUUUUUUUAAGAUACAACCUUGAAAUUUGGAUGACAUGUACAGUUAAGCACACAGAUCUUAAAGCUGACUCAGUGUCCAUGAAUGUGGCCUAUUGACAUACUUUCUUAAUAUUUUUGCCUUUUGAAACAUGGGGCUCAUAUUACUCAGGUGGGCAAUCCAGGGUCCUGACCCUUUUGUUGAUUUUCAGUUCACUUCACUGUGAAACAAUUUAGUAUUGUUCAUUUGUACAUAUGUUCACAAUAUACCCCAAACCAUGCAGUUUCUGUUUUUCAUGGUAUGAUAUUUGCUAUUUAUUUGUAAUGUAUUUUACAAUUAUAUAUCUGAUUUCAUUUUGGUACAUAAAAUUUUCACAUUUAAGGAAGGGCAUUGCAAAAUAUUCUGAAGAACUGUGUAAACACUUAUCCAAAUAUAAGAUCAGAUGAAAGUUUACAUGUCUGAAUUUGUGAAACUUGUGUUUUCUUGUAGUGAUGAUUAGUAGACAUUUUCUUAGAGGUGUAGAUCAAAUAAUUUUCCACAUCAGGGAAAUAUUCGUCUGUCUCUUUAUCAGGAUUAAAAUUAAUGUUUGUCUAUUUACACAACAAUUAAAUUAGAAAUUUUACAUCUGUGUAAAGUGACCACAGCUUUAAAUUCAUUUUACUUCUAGUAGAUGUUGUUUAGAAAAAAUGCUUUUUUAUUAUACAAAACUAGUAUUUUGUGAGUUACAGCUUUAUCUGAAAAACUGAAUCCAUGGUUUUAACAGAUUUUGUAGACCAGUCUCAAUGUUGUUGGUCAAUUUUUAGCUCACCUGUCACGUAGUGACAAGGUGAGCUUUUGUGAUCGCCCGUCGUCUGUGCGUGCGUACGUCCGUCCGUCAACAAUUUCUUGUCUGCACGAUAGUGGUUUCAUUUAUGAUUUUAUUUUAACCAAACUUGCACACAACUUGUAUCACCAUAAGAUCUCGGUUUCUUUCUUGAACUGGCCAGAUCCCAUUAUGGGUUCCAGAGUUAUGGCCCCUGAAAGGGCCAAAAUUAACUAUUUUGACCUUGUCUGCACAAUAGCAGCUUUAUUUAUGAUUUGAUUUUUACCAAUCUUGCACACAACUUGUAUCACCAUAAGAUCUUGUUUCCUUUCUUGAACUGGCCAGAUUCCAUCAUGGGUUCCAGAGUUAUGGCCCCUGAAAGGGCCAGAAUUAGCUAUUUUGACCUUGUCUGCACAAUAGCAGCUUCAUUUAUGAUUUGAAUUUAAUCAAACUUGCACAAAACUUGUGUCACCAUAAGAUCUUGGUUUCUUUCUUGAACUGGCCAGAUCCCUUUAUGGGUUCCAGAGUUAUGGCCCCUGAAAGGACCAAAAUUAGCUAUUUUGACCUUGUCUGCACAAUAGCAGCUUCAUUUAUAAUUUUAUUUUAACCAAACUUGCACACAACUUGUAUCACCACAAGAUCUUUGUUCCUUUCUUCAACUGGCCAGAUUCCAUCAUGGGUUCCAGAGUUGUAGCCCCUUAAAUGUCCAAAAUUGGCUAUUUUGGCUUUUGCAGCCAUAUAGAGACUUCAUUUAUGGUUUGAUUUGAUACAAACUUCCAAAAUAUCUUCAACAACAAUAAAUCUUGGAUUCCAUGACGAACCUGUCAGAUCCAAUCGUAGGUUCCAAAGUUAUUUUAUAUCUUAUUACCUCCCCUGAUUGUAAUCAAAAUGGAUUUAUAUCAGUAAGUACUUAUAGGCCUUAUUUGAAAUUUCAUUAUUGUCAUUAGUUGGACUGAGAUAAUCAGGGUAGAUAACUAUGGACUUAUUUUAUGUCAAAUUACCUCCCUUUAUUUCAAAUUAAAAUGGGUAUAUCUCCAUAACUAAUGAAGAUACUGAUUUGAAAUUUCAUUUAUGUCAACAGAUGGACUUGGACAAUCAGUGAAGAUACAUAUUGACUGAAUUUAUGACAGAUUACCUCCUUUAUUAUUUAUCUAAAUGAAUACACCUUAGCAGCUUCUAAUGAGAUUGGUUUGAAGCGAUCAUAUCAUUUUGAGCAAUAGUACUCAGGUGAGCGACACAGGGCCAUCAUGGCCCUCUUGUAAUCAUUGCUGUAGACACAGUCAAUCAUUUGCUGGAGAUUUGAGACUGGUUCCCCAAUAUAGAUCUAUAACUUCUCACCCUGGAGUCUUGUCUGCAUGAAGAAGUUGACUACUGUGUUCCCAUCAGUAAUAGGUUUUUUCAGCAUUCUCUGAAUAAUGGCAUUUUAAGAAAAUUGAAAGCAUAACAAUUCUUUCUUUCAAUAAAAUUCUGUUAAUGAAAACCUUAAUGUAUACCAUCGGCCACGAUGCCCUUGUGGUCUGAUGGUUUCAACCUAUGCCCCAUGGAUGCAGAAGCUGCAGUCAACUUUAAAGGUCUUCCAAAAGUAUUAGAGUAGACAAAUAUUGAAAUAUGAAAUAAAUUUCAAUUAAUUUUCAUAAUUCUAGCUUAUUUCAAUCCACAAUUAAAAGAAUUAAUACUAAGACUUACAAUAUCCAUUUUAAAGAAUAAAUGAUUUCAGUCACAAAGAGGAAUGCAAUUAUGUAUCUGUCAUCAUGACAGUUCAUCUCCUUGUCACUUGAAAAAAGUACACUCAAACAAGUACCAAUACACACACAAGAUGUGCGCAUGUCAAUAAUUUGAGUACCACUUGACCCAGAAUGUUGAAACUUCAUAGUAUGAUUGUACAUGCAGAGUAGAUGACCCCUAUUGCUUUUGGGGUCACUCUGUUAAAGGUCAAGGUCACAGGGGCCGGAACAUUGAAAACCAUUUUGGGACAGUAACUUGAGAACCACUUGACCCGGACAGGUUAAGGUCACAGGAGCCUGAACAUGGAAAACAAUUUCCAAUCUUGAAAUCAGUCGGAACUAGAACCAGUAAACUCUGCUAUAUAUAUAUAUUUAUUUUUUUUUUCAAAUAACACAGAACAUGAUAGUGUUUGUUUUCUGUGUAAUGAAUGAUUUGCGAGUUCGGUCUGUGUGUGUGUCUGUUUGUGGAAUGUUUAAUCUCACUAAAACCAAGCUAAAGCUGUUAUACCAUCACCAAAAGCCAUGAUACAAGCUGUAGCUCCACCACCACAGUGAAAUGCGCCGUGCGUCUAGCGUUUCUCAAGCUCACAAGCACUUCAACAGAAGGACAAAGAUGGUAUUUUACAACCUGAAAAACUGUCAAAAAAAUCUAGAAUAUCAAAUGUCCAACAAAAUAUAAACACAUUAUAAUAUCUAUAAAAUCAACUGACGGUAUCUUUCACUUGUCACUAAAGAUAAUUAAAGAAAUUAAAUGCUGUUAUAAACAGUCCCCUAAUCACUAAAUUGAUGAAGAAGUUCCUUUUACUCAAUGUUGGAAAUGUAGCUGUCAAAUUUGACAGAUGUCAAAAUCAAUGUUUACUCCAGCGUUGAUGCGCGUAUUUCCCAAAAAUACUGUUCCACCAGGUAGAAUCCAAAUUACAUGAUGUAGAAUCGUAUAUAUGAAAGAAUUUUACCGUUAACUGUGCACAGAAUUACUUGAUAAAUGAAUAAUGAAGGAAAAUUUCACGUUCCACAUGUUUAUGAUUUUCCUUGGUAGGAUAACGGCUCUGGCCUGCAAAGGCACCAGAAAAUAGGAAGAGUCAAAUAGAUGACUGCAACACAAAAUGGCGUGCGCCACUGCGAAAUGUAUAUUUCAAAGUGCUUUUUAACAUUUCUAGACCAAUACAAACAUAUGAACGACUGAAGGAUGAUAAAACAAUUAUGUGAGCAUAAACCAGUUACUAUAGUAUACCUGCAAAGGCACCAGAAAAUAGGAAGAGUCAAAUAAAUGACUGCAACAUAAAAAUGGCGUGCGCCACUGCGAAAUGUAUAUUUCAAAGUGCACAUGCGUGUUGGUGACGUCAGGUUAGGUAAAUAAAAAAACGACAUCAUUGUCAUCUAACUAGUAAGUAACAGGUUAGUGCAUAAGCAAGCAACUGGUUAGUGAUGGAUGGAUGGAUGUUUAAUAUAUAUGAAAUGUAAAAUAUGGUAUGUGUUGUGUGUGAAAGGUGUAACGUGAAUGGAUGUAGUGUUGAAUGGUGUUUAAUGUAUGUGUUUAUGUGACUAUGUAUACAUAUAUGACAAACAAAACAAAACAGAAGUGACUACGGAGGACAAUACAGGACAUCACAAUACUGUUAAUACAUAAAUAAGGUAACUGACCCUGCGACAAAUACAAUAUAAGGUAUUGAGUUGAAACUUGACUUAUUUUUAGCUCCACUAUUCGGGUAGGGGGCUAUACUACUAUCAUGGUAUGAACUUGCACACCUCCUAUUUUUCGUCUGGCCCCGCCCCCCUAUUUUUAGAGUUAUGGCCCCUGAAAUAGUCAAAAAUGCCCAUUUUCACUUUGUGACACGCCUAGCUCAAAAAGUAUUUAAUAAUUAUUAAAUUCAUGAAACCUUGCACGAGUCUUAAUCAUGAUAUGAACUUGCGCACCUACUAUUUUUUUUAUCUGGGUCCGCCCCCUAUUUCCAGAGUUAUGGCUCCUGAAAUAGUAAAAAAAUGCACAUUUUCUCCUAAUUACAUGCCUCACUCAAAAAGUGUUUAAUGUAAAUUCAUGAAACCUUGCUUGAGUCUUUAUCUUUAUGUGACCUUUCACACUUGGCAUUCUUCUUGAGAAAUUUAGCAUUUAUUACAGAGUUAUGGCUCUUGAAAUAGCCAAAAAAGUAGGUUUUUUGUUUGUGAUGCUCAUAGCUCAAAAAGCAUAUGGUAUAGAAUAAUGAAUCCAUUUCAGAAUUUUUUGCCCCCGAAGGGAGGCAUAUAGUUUUUGAACCGUCUGUCAGUCUGUCCGCAAUUUUCGUGUCCGGUCCAUAUCUUUGUCAUCGAUGUAUGGAUUUUCAAAUAACAUGGCAUGAAUGUGUACCACAGUAAGACGACGUGUCGCGCGCAAGACCCAGGUCCGUAGCUCAAAGGUCAAGGUCACACUUAGACGUUAAAGGUCAUUUUUCAUGAUAGUGCAUUCAUGUCCGGUCCAUAUCUUUGUCAUCC
Molecule: messenger RNA, 9568 nt
Organism: Mercenaria mercenaria
Lineage: Eukaryota; Metazoa; Mollusca; Bivalvia; Venerida; Veneridae
Exons: 4
Coding region: 38-1543 (501 amino acids)
Biological process (GO): SCF-dependent proteasomal ubiquitin-dependent protein catabolic process
Cellular component (GO): SCF ubiquitin ligase complex
Source: RefSeq, a predicted model, not a curated record